UUGAACAAUGAACGCAGAGAAAAGAGAGAGAAGACACUCUUUUAGUCUUUAGCAAAAAGGCUCCUCCGUGUUGUUCUUGAGGGUUUUCAGACAGUGAAAGAGAAAAACAAAAGAUGAGAGGACCUCUGGGAGCUGUGAUUGGAAGAUACACCUCAAGCGACGGGAGUGACAAAGAUGGGAUCAUCAAACACAACAGAAAGUGCAGAGACAUUACCUUUCUCGUCAUCUUCAUUGCCUUUUGGGUCUCAAUGAUUGUUAACUCCAGCUUCGGCUUCAACCAAGGAAACCCAUUAAGACUCACGUAUGGAUUGGACUACGAAGGGAAUGUGUGUGGCAGCAGCCACCGUCACCGUGACCUUGCUCAGCUCGAGCUUAGAUACUGGCUAAACCCCAACCAAGUCUACGAAAGCGGUUUGAAAGACGGAGAGACCACAUUGGCUAACGCUAGAACCAUCUGUCUCUUGGACUGCCCUGAGCCUUCGGAUGAUACUCUCAGCUGGGUCUGUGACUAUCCAGACGGCGAGAUACGUCUCAAGAUGGAUGAUUGGAUCGACAGGAACUAUGAUUACUUUGAGUUUCUUACUCCGGAGAUGAGGAACUCUUCUCUUCAGCUUCAGGGUCCUUGUUACCCUUUAAUCUUCCCUAGUGUCAAUGUUUAUUGGAGCUGCCAGUAUAUAGCACGUGCUUCGAACUCAUCACUGCGGCAUUGGGAGCAGAUGGGUGGUGUGAGUAUUCAGGAGGAUAUGAUCAUAGACAAAUCUAUCAGAAGAUCAGUGAACUCUCGUGCCUCGGUUCUUAAGCGCUAUGUGGCUGAUGUUGGCAAGUCAUGGCCGGUUCUGAUUGUUUGUGGAGGCCUUGUCCCGUUGUUUCUAUCCAUUGUUUGGCUGCUCCUUAUACGUCACUUUGUUGCUGCCAUGCCUUGGAUAACUGUUGUCCUUUUCAACACGCUUUUGAUAUCUGUGACCAUCUUCUACUACUUGAAAGCUGGGUGGAUUGGGGAUGAUGCUGUGACACCUAUUAUCGGUGAGCAUGAUCCAUACAUUCAUGUGUAUGGUCGAGAGCGGACUCAUGUCCGUAUAGUCGCCCUUCUGAUGACUUUCAUCUCAGCUGUUGCUAUCCUCACUUCUAUAGCCAUCAUUCGCCGCAUCCUUAUGGCCACAUCAGUCCUCAAGGUAGCUGCUAAAGUGAUAGGAGAAGUGCAAGCUCUGAUCAUAUUCCCAGCUAUACCAUACGCAAUGCUCGCAAUAUUCUACAUGUUCUGGCUAUCUGCAGCUCUCCAUCUAUUCAGCUCCGGUCAAGUUGUUGAGAACAACUGCAACAACACCAACUGCUGCGCGUACGAUCUCGUGUUAAAGAAAGUAAACUGUGAGCAUUGCUGUGGUUACAGCAUACGUUACACUCCUCACAUCACCGUUGCCAUAUUCUUCCAUCUAUUUGGUUGCUAUUGGGCCACACAGUUCUUCAUUGCGUCUUCAGCCACAGUGAUUGCUGGCUCAGUUGCUUCUUAUUAUUGGGCUCAAGGGGAGGAAGAAGCGUCGCCGGAGAUACCUUUUCUUCCUGUUUUCGCCUCGAUGAAGCGGCUUGCACGUUAUAACUUAGGAUCAGUGGCUCUUGGUUCGCUUGUUGUCUCUUUUGUGGAGUCUGUUAGGUUCAUUUUAGAAGCUAUUCGACGUAGGACAAAAGUGAGUGGGACAAGACCUGAUCACUGGCUUGGGAGGAUGGGUUAUUACACUUCACGUGGCUGUCUUAAAAGCGUUGAGUGGACUAUCAAAUCAGCUAACCGCAAUGCUUACAUAAUGAUUGCUAUAACGGGGAAAAGCUUCUGCAAAUCAUCAGCAAUAGCUACAGAGCUGAUUAGAAACAACAUUAUGAGGAUAGGGAAGGUGAAUGUGAUAGGAGAUGUGAUAUUGUUUCUAGGGAAGCUUUGUGUGAGUCUCUUCAGUGCUCUCUUUGGGUUUCUGAUGUUGGAUUCACACAAGUACCGGUCUUCUCACAACAAAGUCUCCUCCCCUCUCUUACCCGUUUUGGCGUGCUGGGCUUUGGGGUAUGUUGUGGCUACACUUUUCUUCGCGGUGGUGGAGAUGUCGAUAGACACGAUCAUACUCUCGUUCUGUCAAGACUCGGAGGAGAAUGAAGGGAAUGCUCAGCAUGCGCCGUCUCUUCUGCUUGAAACUUUAGAUAGCAAUCAUGAGGAAGAGGUCACUGAUGAUAGAUUCCAUACUAUAUAAGUUUUGUUUCUUCUUUAUAUGGUUUCAAGAAGUGGGAUCUUUUUUCUGUCAAAACAUUAUUAGACAAGUAUUUUUGUAAUGUCAGAUGAUGGUUUGAUGAUU
Brassica napus (rape) is the source of this 2330-nucleotide messenger RNA. Its product is annotated as choline transporter protein 1-like. Gene Ontology annotation, biological process: transmembrane transport. Bases 114 to 2228 code for a protein of 704 amino acids. The transcript has 9 exons. Gene Ontology annotation, cellular component: membrane. Gene Ontology annotation, molecular function: transmembrane transporter activity. NCBI's taxonomy places the organism in Eukaryota, Viridiplantae, Streptophyta, Magnoliopsida, Brassicales, Brassicaceae. The record is from RefSeq and is a predicted model, not a curated record.